Molecule: messenger RNA, 423 nt
Organism: Leishmania mexicana MHOM/GT/2001/U1103
Lineage: Eukaryota; Euglenozoa; Kinetoplastea; Trypanosomatida; Trypanosomatidae
Exons: 1
Coding region: 1-423 (140 amino acids)
Source: RefSeq, a predicted model, not a curated record
AUGAUACUGGGUGUCGGCGCAGGCACCUUCGCGGUACUCGUCACCGUUGGCGUGGCCAUACUUAUCGCGCUCGUGGGCUCCUACCUAGCCCCACAGUCGGCCCUGUUCAUCAUUCUUGGCUGCAUCGUGCUGCCCUUCAUUGUGUACGGCUGCAUCCUGACAAGUCCGCAUGGUCCUCCCGCCAACACCAGCACGGUAGUACCUGCGGCCUAUUACCGAGAACGUCAGUUGCCAUCAAACACGGAUGUCAUUGACAAGUUCGUGCCGGUUCGCAUUGUCAUCUUCCUUGUGAUGGUCUUUGGCCUGUUUACCGGCGUAGCCUUUCAUAUCUUUACACUUGUGAAUUCGCCGCCGUACGAGGCACCGCGCGUGCACUGUCUCCGGCAGAAAUUGGAGGAGGCGCACCCCACCUGGUACCGGUAG